Messenger RNA from Anolis sagrei ordinatus, 4100 nucleotides. The record is from RefSeq and is a predicted model, not a curated record. NCBI's taxonomy places the organism in Eukaryota, Metazoa, Chordata, Lepidosauria, Squamata, Anolidae.
GAGGAGGCUCGAAAGAGAGAGAGGCCUUGCCUGGGUGCAUGCGCGUUGGCGUUUUUUAAUGGCGGCGUCCUUUCUGAGGGGGCUCUGAGUGCGAGUUGGCUUGUUGCAGUGCCACGAUGGCGUCUCGGCGGAUGACACGGGAGCAGUUCGAUGCCCUGGCGCAGACCAAGGCCAAGCCAUACCACUUUGAUCAGAGCAACCCCAUCGAUGUGGCGCUCCAUCAGCUCAGAGUUCAGUCGCGUCCUGUCCCCCGAACCCAGUACAACGACGAGGAAGGGGAUUUCUGUGGCGAUGGGAAGUUUGGGUCCAGUAAUUGGCGUGAGGAGCUGAGAGAUGACUACUCUCUGCCUACCUACAGAUCAGGCAGCCAGGUUGCUGAAGAGGACGACUAUUAUGACAAAAGUAGCCCCCUACAAGCAUCUCGCACCCGAGACUACAUCCAGCCACCUUCCCGUGAGCGGGAAUAUGGUCAUUCCUCAUCUGCGGAAAGGGAUUACACUGGCCUGUCGUCCCGAAACCGGAACUAUGGUCUCCUGGCCUCCCACGAACAGGACUACAGCCACGGUGUCUUGGCUAGAGAACCGUCCAAGCGGCAAAAUGCCAGCUACAGCUCUGCGGAGCUUUUGGGAGACUUUCGGGGCUCCCUGGGGGCUUUGGAAGAGGCUGCUCAUGGAUCCGAUUACGACCUAGACUAUGGCAUUGAGAGAGGACUUGGCCUCUCUCUGCCCAUUGGGAGGGGAAGGGGAACACAACGGAAGCGUGGCAUGGCACCUCGAGCAGAGCUUGGCAUACCUGCCCAAAAAUGGGGGACUAAAAAUGUAGCCCUGAUGGACAAUCCCCUGGCAGAAUCCCUAAAGCGCCCCCUGCAGCAAACUGUGCUUUCCCAGCGUCCACGGCUGUUCUUGACUCCCCUGGAGAAAGAGUUCAGAUUGAAGCCUGUGGACCCCACAGAUAUUUUCUCCACCUUCGGGAUCGAAAUCAUCAAGUGGGCCGGGUUUGACGACGUUCGGCAGGACUCAGAGUAUUCGGAGCUCUUCCGGAUGCUCUUCACGGUGGAGACGGAGACCUGCGCCAAGAUGCUGGCUUCCUUCAAGUGCUCGUUGAAGUCCGAGCACCAGCGCUUCUGCCUCUCCAGUGUCAAGACCCUGCAUCACCUGGCGCUGAGGGCACCCAAAGUGGACAGCCAGUUCUUGAGCCUCCUCCUGGAGAAAAAGGUGAUGGUGGAGAAGAACGACUUCUUCGAGGUCAUCGGGCCCUUUGACCGCUACGUCAUGCGGCUCCAGAACUACCUGCUGAAAAGCGCCACUCCGCUGCUCAUGGCCUGCAACUCCUAUGAGCUCAGCAUGAAGACCAGCAGUGUCAGCAAGCCGGCCCAGAUAUCAGUUGCUUUGGAGACCACUGUCUCCCUCUGCCGUAAGGCUCUGGCCCUCCUUGGGAUGACCUUUGCCCUGGCGACAGCCUUCCGGCAGGAGAAAAUCCUAGAGGCUCUCAGCAUCCAGGAGGCGGCACCGCCAGCCACCUCGUUCCCUAAUUUUGACACCUCUGCUUUGUUUGGGAAAGAGUACAUUGAGCACCUGAAGGGCUGGCUGGAGAAGAGCGGCUGCCAGAUGCGCUUAAAGCUACCUGCCACUGAUGUGCCACAGGAGAGCGCAGGGAAUGUGUCGGAAACCAAGCCCAAGAUUAAGAUCCCUCAGCGGGCUGACCAGAAAGUCAUCACUACAAUCGAAAAACUCGUCGACAACAUGGUCUCCGGUUUGCUGUCAGAAAAAGAAAAAACUGAGCUCGGAGACAAUCCAGACUAUUGGUUUUUGCAGGAGGAGGAAAGCUUGGAGCACAAGUAUUACAAGUUGAAGCUGUCUGAAGCAGAGCAGCUGGCAGCCAAGGCAAACUCACAGAAAGAGGAGGAGGAGAAGGAGAAGGAGAAAGUGGCCGCCGCCAAGAUGCGGGAGGAGGACGCCCUGCGGCGGGUCCUGUGCGCCAAGAAAAUUGCCAGCCUGAAGAAGAAGCUCUUCCGGGGCAGGCGGUCAGGGAUCCUCCAACGGGCCGCCCGUGCUCGGAGAGCCAGAAGGGCAAACGUAGGGACGCAGACGCUGCUCUCAGACAAGAUGCUAAAGCUGGAUCCUCAGGAGGCCCAAGGCCCGGCAGAAGAGCCUCCGUCCGAUGCAGCCGGCAGCUCAGAGUCCACAGCCAGUGAGGCCCCCUUGGAUCCUGAAGAUACAGCCUUGGCAGGCCAAUUUCCAGAUGUGGACCCCAAAACCAUGCUCACAGCUCGGAAGCUGGCAAUGUUUGUUGCCGAAGUGGGGCCCGAGAUUGAACAGUUCAGCAUUGAAAACAGUGCGGACAAUCCAGAUCUGUGGUUUCUGCAGGACCCCGAGAGCUCAGCCUUCAAGUACUAUCGCCUGAAGGUCCAGCAGCUCUGCUCCGUCCCCUCCGAAGAGACGGAGGAAAGUGAAGGAGAGGAGCCAGGCAAAGCGGAGGAGGAAGGACCGGCCACGGAGGAGGAAGGACUGGCCACGGAGCCAGAGCCACCAACGGCCGUCCCUGCAAAGGGUCCCCCCUUUGGGCGCAAGCGGGUGAGCAGCAAGACCUUGAAGGUGGGCCUGAUCCCGGCCUCAAAGAGGGUCUGUCUCAUCGAUGAGCCCAAAGUUCACGAUCCUGUCCGCAUUGCUUACGACCGGCCACAUAGCUACCAACCGAAUCGGAACAAGAAGUCAGCGCCAAGGGACUUGGAGUUCCGCCACAAGCGGCUGAACCAGAAGAACGUCGGCUUCCAGAUGCUCCAGAAGAUGGGCUGGAAGGAAGGCCUGGGCCUUGGGGCCGAAGGCAGGGGCAUUACAGAGCCCAUCAAAGUGGGCUCUACUUCGGCUGGACAGGGCCUGGGCAUUGGAGACAAGAAAGAAGAUACCUUUUCCACCUUCCGCCAGAGAAUGAUCAAGAUGUAUUACAUGAAAAGAGCCGGGAAGUAGAUAAGGAUGCAGAGCAAGGCCGUUGCUUGGGUUCGUCGGAGCUGCUCUUGACAACGGUUUCCAUUUGCUUUGAAAAAGCCUUGGAGCCAAACAAUGAUUGAUUAUUACAAGAUGUAGAUCUCAACAUCCCCAGAAUCCCUUCAAAUGAAGAAACAAAAGAGGUCUGUCUCAGCAAGGACUCGUAACAUCUCCCUUCUGAGGAAAAUGCAGAAUUUCCCAUCCAAAAGAUGUCCAACUUCUGCGUCACUUCCUUUUUAGCAUCACUUUGCCUUUUGGACUGUAAGCAAAGCAUCGCAGGGGCCGGUGAUUUGGCCCAUUUGAGGAAGAAAACAAGUUGGAACCUAAAAGACAUAUUUCCAUAUUUACCGUAUAUAUAUAUACACACACACCAGUCUCAGCUUUUGUUUCAGGGACUCUGUCUCUCAAUGGCUCGAGUGAAAAAAAUGACACCUGUUUUCCUCUAUCAGCUCUAAUUUUUGAGAUUACAGAACAUAUAUCGACCUGCCACCAUCUUGUUUUUCUGGAUUCUCGCAAAGAUAGAUGUCCUCUAAAGGUGUAAACUAAUCUGGAUUUGUCUCGAAAGCUCCUCCAAAUGCAGACUUGAAAGCACAUUCUGCAGUGACACGGUUAUACUUUAGCUUCACUUUGCUUUGGAUCUUUAGUCGUGUUUUUUUCUCCCAGCUCAAGAUUGAGUUCCGUCCCUCUGUGUGUGUUUGAAUGCGUUUGUCUGAAUGCUUUUGCAAAAAAAACAAAAACCCUUUUCAACAUUCGUAUCCAUUCACUGCUUUUUUCUAUUCUUCCUAGCUUUCCAGGCGCUCUUGUCCUGAAGACCACAAGCAUCCAUUCAAAAACACUGUUCACUAUGUCUCCUUUUUUGUUGGGAACAUUUUAUAUAUAUAUAUAAUAUAUGUAUAUCUCCCCUUUCCCAGUAGUGCUUCUCGAUGGGGAUUGUUUGGUUCUGCUCCCUUUCCUUGUGGCGUUCAAUAAUAUUGUUGGCAGAGGGACUGUUCCGCCAAGGUUGACGUUGCUUCUAAAGAUGUUUUGAUGGCAUGUGACCCUUUUAUUUUUCAAAAAAAAGUCCAAUAAACAAAGGGGAAAAGGGACCUAACUGUUUUGCCCCUUUGCUUCUUUCCA